UUCGCUCGGGGCACUGCUGUGGGCUCAGGCUUCGCGCGGUACGUACCCGCCAUGGCGCUGCUGCUGCUGCAGCUUCUCCGGCGGCUGCUGCGCUGCCUCGGCUGGCCGCGCCACCAGGCCGUGUUUUUUGAAACUCAGGUGUUUGGCAGCAGUAUCAGUCGUACCCUCGGAACAUGCCUUCCUUCGGCAGUCUCAUCAGGAAGGCAUUUCCAGCAGUUAUAUGCUGUCAUAAGGAAGUAUCAGGCCAAGGUCACAUCUCUUUGCCAAAAAAAGGAAUAUGGACCUACUCGAAGUAUUGUCCGUAGACUGGGGACAAUUCUUUCCUUGGAGCCCUACCCCAGACCCUAUUUUCAAUUUGUUCAAGACCAAAGUCCAUUGGGUUGUGAUGAGCAAAAUGUGGCUCCAUCACUUGCUGAUGUCCUGUGGGUGGCAAAUGAUGAAGGACAAGCGUGUACUAGACUUAGGACUGAAUUGAGAAGAAAAGAAAAAAGUACAGCUCCUCCUGACCUGCAUCCAUGUCUGGAUUCAAUACAGAGUAUUCCAAAAAACAUUGCACAAAAAGACGUUGUUGAUCAAGCAGCACUCCAGAAAAUUUCUGCACUUGAAGAUGAACUGACCUUUCUUCGUGCUCAGAUUGCUGCAAUUGUUUCAGCGCAGACCUUGGGAAGCAUUCCCUCAAAAACCUUUAAAACACUCAACACUCCAGAUGGAUUUUACCCACUGCCAGCCGUGACUUCUACGCCAUUGUCCGUCUCACACACUCACUUUGUAAUUCCCUCGCCUCCUCCACUUCCUUCUGGUGCACCAUCUGGUGUUGAUGCUAGUAAUUCUGCACUGGAACUUAUCAAACAACGCAGAGCUACAAGGAACAGUGUUGCAACUGCAUCUGACAGUAUGCAUCACCAGAGGACAAAGAACAUUCCCAGUAUGAUGGAUGUUUUGAAAGACCUAAACAAAGUUCAGUUGCGAGCUGUUGAGAGGUCUCCUGGAGGCACUCCUCUUUCUAGACCCACAAAGACACAAAGUUCAGAUUGGGAUCCAGUUGCUCUACUGACUCAUGCUCUAAAGCAGAAAUUUGCACAUAAAAAUGAUGAUGAAGAUGAUUCUCUGGACAAAGAAAAUAAUUCUUUUGAUAGCUCUCCAUUUUCUAGUCCUGAGAUGCCAGUGGUUGGACGCUGCAUUCUGAAACCAAAUGCAAAACCCAACCUUACAAGAACUGAUGGAGUUAAGCAGGUACCAGCAUGGAAAGGGAGAGCUCGUGUUUAGUGGAGACUUCCAAGGAAAGUUAAGUGUGUAUAAGUGGUGGGUCCACUUUGAAACUGCUGUAAGGUGCUGUAACGUGUUCUAGAGCAUACCCUUCCUAUGCUGUUGAAGUUUUGCAUGAGUGUUGCAUGGUUUGUAAAAUUACCUCUUCCUUCUCUUUGAUUUCCCAGUAGCCAAACUUGUGAACAUGAUGCUUUUACAACAAGCACAGAACUGAGAGAAGGCUUCCAUUGUUGUGGAGCAGUGUCUUUGGAACCUGGGAAAUUAAAGAAAGCAGUAUGUGUGUGUGGGGAAAACAAAGAUCUAUUGCUGUGAUGGCUGAGGUAUAUGCUGUUUGCACUCCAGUGUAAAUAACAAAGAAGUGUAAACGUUUUGUUAGUGUGAUAAAACUACUGUAUAUAAUGUUAAUACUUUUUCAUGAGAGUGGCAUAGUUGCCUUGGUUUUCUUUGCAGUUUGCUGAUGCAACUCAUUCCAUGUGCAAACAGUUUUCUAAUUUAUUUUGGGUCAGGAGAUGAACUUUCAUGUUUGUGGAACUUUGAACUCUAAGUAGACUACUGGUCAUCUAUUCAAUGCCUGUAAUAUGAGGGAGUUGUGUUCUGAGGAAAAAAAGACCUUGCAGAGAGAUCUGCUUGCAUACAGUCUAAAUUUCAUAUGUAAGUAAAUACUAAUUCCUGUCUUGACAUGUGCAUCUGAACUCUGUUUUGUUCCCAAGAGCUUAUAAAAUAAAAUUCUCUUUGUAUUGUA
Molecule: messenger RNA, 2008 nt
Organism: Catharus ustulatus (Swainson's thrush)
Lineage: Eukaryota; Metazoa; Chordata; Aves; Passeriformes; Turdidae
Gene: MTFR2
Product: mitochondrial fission regulator 2
Exons: 8
Coding region: 52-1266 (404 amino acids)
Biological process (GO): aerobic respiration; mitochondrial fission
Cellular component (GO): mitochondrion
Source: RefSeq, a predicted model, not a curated record